Molecule: messenger RNA, 2470 nt
Organism: Melanotaenia boesemani (Boeseman's rainbowfish)
Lineage: Eukaryota; Metazoa; Chordata; Actinopteri; Atheriniformes; Melanotaeniidae
Product: gastrula zinc finger protein XlCGF46.1-like
Exons: 3
Coding region: 542-1846 (434 amino acids)
Cellular component (GO): nucleus
Source: RefSeq, a predicted model, not a curated record
ACCGGUUGCGUGCCGUUUUGGAGCGUACACAAAAAUGUCCAUUGUCUUUAAUGAAGAGUUGUUGUUGUUUGAGUUGCUAGUGUUGUGAGAAAAGAUGCCAGAUCGUGAUAAAUGAAAAACGCAAAGAAGCCUGAAUCCUCGUCUUCAAGGAAGAAAACAAAGCCGGAAAACAAGGAUAAACAUCUGUAUGGCCUUUUCCAGAUUAACGAGGGACAGAUGUUUUCACAGACACCGAACUUAUGUUCUUCUGUUUCAGUUUUCUGUAGCGGUACAACAGCAGAAGAUCCAGCAUAGACAACCUGACGUUCUUAAUUGAUUCUCUUUGGUUGUGAGGACGGAUUUCAGGGAAGAAUCUGGGUUGGAGCAGGGAUGCAUCAAAGCAGCAGCAGCCUCAGAUUGGUUUGGUCCCCUCAUACCUGCACCAUCCUCAUGAGAACUGGUGAAGAGACAAGACAUCAGAAUCCUCAAGGUCCAGCAGGUGGUAGAUGCUGAAGAAGAGGUUCUCUGGAGCUCCACUCUGGACCAGCAGGAUCCAAGAACCAUGCAGAAGGAUCUCUGGAUCCAUCAGGCCAGAGAGGAUCUUCAUGAUCAGGAGGAGACUGAUUUCAGCAGCUUCCCAUUAACUGUUGUAACUGUGAAGAAGGAAGAUGAUGAAGAGGAACCUCAGCCUUCACAGCUUCAUCAAGUCAAAACUGAAGACAACAGAGAGACAGAACUUCCAACCAGCAGCUCAGACAAACCGAUGAAAGCAGAAACCGGUGGUGAACCUAAACCAUCCAAAGAGCUUGAUCCAAAUAAUCAUUCUCCCUUAAAUGUGGAUGAAAAGGAUUUAACAUCUUCUGAGACUGAAGUCAGUGAAGAUGAUGAAGAUGAUUGGCAGGAACCACUGACAGAUUCUGGACCUGAAACAGGAGACGGCGAUCCCGACUUGAAGGAAAAGAAAAUGAAACGUUUACGUGUCCACACGGAAGACAAACUGCUUCACUGUAAGGGCUGUGAUAAAACAUUCAAGUUUAAGUCUGAUCUGGAAAUACACAUGAUCGUCCACACGGGCGAGAAGCCUUUCAUCUGUGAGGUUUGUGGAAAAAGCUACACCCAAAAGGGAAAUCUUAAAAAACAUUCUGUUGUCCACAGAAAAGAUGAUCAGUUUAGUUGUGAGUAUUGUGGUAAACGCUGUACACAAAUGAAACGUCUUCAGGGACACAUCAGACUCCACCCCAAGUGUAACUUUUGUGAGAAAAGAUUUAGAUUUCAGUCGGAUCUAAACCGACACAUCAUCGUCCACACGGAUGAACAGCCCUUUGAAUGUAAUGUUUGUGGUGAAAGAUUUAAACAAAAAGAAUACCUAAAGAAACAUUUGAGUCUCCACACGGGGAACAAACGGCAUCAGUGUGAUUUCUGUGAGAUAAGAUUUAGAAACUUGUACGACUUGAGGAGACAUAUGAGAGUCCACACGGGCGAAAAGCCCUUCGGCUGUGAUGUUUGUGGUAAAAUAUUCACCCAAACCGAACAUCUCAAGCAGCAUUUGACCAUCCACUCAGGAAACAAGCCGUUCAGCUGUGAUCGUUGUGGCAAAAGCUUCAACCGGAAGUCCAAUCUUCAGGCACACGUGAAUAUCCACACAGGAGAGAAACCUUUCAGUUGUGACGUUUGUGGUUUAAGUUUUACUAGAAAGGCGUACGUUAAGAUACACAUGAGAGUGCACACGGGUGAGAAGCCAUUUGUCUGUGAAUGUUGUCAUAAAAGAUUUAUGCAAAGUUCUGAUCUGAAGAAACACAUGAAGUUCCACAAAGCAGAGAAAAAAGGGUGUUGUGAUCCAGUGAAAGUUCCACAUGAGACUCCAUGAUAUUUAAAAACACAUACAAAACAAAAUAUUUAGAACUCUGAAGAAUUACUGUUGUAACAAGGUGUUAUUAGUCUCUUUAUUAAACAAUGACUGCAUCUUCACAGCUGCUAGCGUAGCCGUCUUGCUUUAUUCUUUAGAUUUUUCCAGACAUACACGAUACUUUGCAUCAAUAUUUAUGUAUAAAAAAAGAAGACUUUUGUUUUUAGUUGAUCUUAAGAUUUUUUUUGUUUGAAGUCUUUAAGCGGGCUGGCCCCGUCUUAUCUCUCCGAUCUUUUAACUCCACAAGCUCCCUCCAGAUUGCUGAUAUCUGCUGACCGGUUGCUCCGUGUUGUCCCGGAGGUCCAGGCUGAAAGACCGCACCUGCCAUGGACAUUUUUAAAUCUCUUUAAAAGAUUUAUUUUUACACCCUAGCUUUUAAACCAGACUGCGUUUUGGCGUUUCUUGCUGAAUCAUAGUUUUGCGUUUGUCUUUUUAUUGUCUUUUCAUUUCCUUUAUGUUUGUUUUAUUGUUGUUUGGUGUUGUUUGGAGCUGCAGCUGUCUUGGACCACCAUGUUUACAACUUGGAGAUGCAGAUUUUUGUAGAUUUCUGGGUAGUGAUGGUGUGAUAAAGCUCUGUGGAUGUGU